GUAUGUGUUCAGGCGCGCCUCUCAUUGCUGUUAUUGGGUCCUUGCGUUGAACUGACAGCUCUGUUUCUAUCAUGGCGGCGUCCAGCAGAGAGCAUGUAUUGUCACUCUACAGACUGCUUCUGAAGGAGAGCAAGAAAUUCCCCUCUUACAAUUAUAGGACGUACGCUCUGCGGCGGGUGCGAGAUGCCUUCAGGGAGAACCGGACAGUGGAAGAUCCAAAAGUUGUGGAGGAGCUGCUGAACAGGUCCCGGGACAGUUUGGCCCUUAUCCAAAGACAGGUGUGCAUAGGGAAGAUGUUUGAGAUCCAGAAGACGGUCGUUGAACAGGAGGAAAAGAAGAGCGAUUGAUGUGGCGCUGGAGUGACGGUCAAGUGUUCUGUGAUGAUCCCACAUCCUCUGCUGUUUACACAGCCAUUUAAGAUUCUGUGUGCCAUGAACUUAUAUAUGAUUGUACAUAAUGUAGUAUUUCUCAUGCUUUGGUGGUUAAUGUUACAAUAAAUUCAUGUCAAGUUGCAUUUCCUUGUGUGGGUUUUCUGAGGAAAUGGCCGUUUUCAUUGAUCUAUUCCUUAAAGGUUGGUUUCACAGAGGGUAAAGGUGUCUGACAAGGCCGAGCGGUUAAAAAUAGCUCAUUCUGUUAGUUUUCAGUCAGCGAUGGCCUAGUAAAAGGUGACAGGUAUAAAGAUCACAUUACCCAACGCCUAUAAACAGAGUGUGUAUAGCAAAAGCAAGCAGUUUUGUUAGAAGUCUUAUGUUCGUGGCCUAAAUAUGGCCCAGUUCUAAGUGCAUCACGUAAACGGAGAUCUAAAUGAAAUUACAUAAAUUCAUGAGGCAGAAGCAACUUGCAUUAAUCAAUACGGUGUUAAAGAGACUUAAAAUAACACUAUUUUAUUUGGACAUUUAUUGCAUAGUGAUAUUAAAGCAACGUAUAAAAAAUAAUCAAAUAAUUUGUAGUCAUUAUAUUCUUAAAUUUAUCUAGAUACAGUAUAUAUUUGUUCAAAUAUAUGACUAUUAGUUUUGCUAUACACUGUAAAAAGUGAUACGUUGACUUAACUUAAAAAAAAAUUGAGGAAACCCGUUGCCUUAAAAUUAUUAAGUAAAUAAUAAUAAUAAUAAUUAAAAAAAGUUAAGUGAAUUUGACAAUUCACUUAACUUAUUUUGUUAUUAUUAUUUACUUAAUAAUUAUUAAUAGUUAAUAAAUAUUCAUAUUCCCAUAAGAUGUAAUGCAUUUACCCAACUUAUGGUAAAUAUUAUACCUUUCAUUUUUUUAAAUGGUAAAUGACAAAACCAUUAUUCCUGUAUAAUGUGUGUAAUAUUGUCUAACAACCAAAUCUUACUGAUCUAUAUUUACUUGAGCAGUUUUAUUUACAAAUCUGGAACGUCAGCCUUGAUAUCCAUUUCACAUCCACAAUGUUUAAUGUUUUUUUUUUGUUUUGUUUUUUCAGUUUUUAUUAAAUUGACUGUGAAGAUUUCCCAUAUGCAAAUAAAAAUGAAAAACAUGCUCACUAUAUAUCCAAAGAUUUUUUAAUUGCAUCUCAAAUGGUUGUCAUUUCAUCCUGGUACUGUUGUGUCGCAAACAUAGUCGGGAAAAAGGAAAUGGUUACAUACAGUAAUAUUACAAAACUGCAUUGUGCUGCACUUUGUCCAGCAUCAUUUGCUGAGUACAAUCCCAGCCGCUAAAAGAAAUCACUUCUGCAUUUGUGAAGAAUAUUUGCAUAUUUUCAAACAAACAUUUGCAUAUUGCAAAACAGAAGACCUUCUUCCCUCUGCGUUGCUCGUAGUCAAACAGAUGCAUAGAGCAUACAACGCUUGGAGAAACUGCAGCAAAGCUGGACUUUGGUUAAAAUGACAGAUAGUUUAUCUCAUAUGUGUACAUUAUAGACUUAUUACAGACCUGCUUUACUUUCAACACAGCCGACAUCUGUCCUCGCAGGUCGUUUUCUCAAUGAUAAGUGUCAGUAAUUGUGCAUGAGUCAUGAUAGAAACAACACAUUUUGCAUUAUUAAUAAA
This is a messenger RNA of Onychostoma macrolepis, 2006 nucleotides long. RefSeq names its product LYR motif-containing protein 4B (gene lyrm4b). The record is from RefSeq and is a predicted model, not a curated record. Gene Ontology annotation, cellular component: L-cysteine desulfurase complex; mitochondrion. The coding region runs from base 72 to 347 and encodes 91 amino acids. Gene Ontology annotation, biological process: iron-sulfur cluster assembly. The transcript is spliced from 3 exons. NCBI's taxonomy places the organism in Eukaryota, Metazoa, Chordata, Actinopteri, Cypriniformes, Cyprinidae.